Conger conger (European conger) is the source of this 1077-nucleotide messenger RNA. RefSeq names its product neuronal differentiation 4 (gene neurod4). The transcript has a single exon. The coding region runs from base 1 to 1077 and encodes 358 amino acids. Gene Ontology annotation, molecular function: protein dimerization activity. The record is from RefSeq and is a predicted model, not a curated record. NCBI's taxonomy places the organism in Eukaryota, Metazoa, Chordata, Actinopteri, Anguilliformes, Congridae.
AUGAUGACCAAACCCUAUGGGAAAGGAGACGUGGCGGACCUGGUGAGCUCUCUGGGCUGGAUGGACGAGGAGCUGAGCCUGCAGGAGAGGGACAGCGGGGCCCAGGUGGGACGCUACGGACUGGGCAGGGGCGGAGGAGGCGGAGAGGACCUGGGGAGCGAGGACCUGGAGGAGGAAGGGGAGGAGGAGGAGGAGGAGGACUGCAGAGAGGAGGAGGAGGAGGGUGAGAAGGCGCCCAAGAGGAGGGGCCCCAAGAGGAAGAAGAUGACCAAAGCCCGGCAGGAGCGGUUCCGCGCCCGGCGCGUGAAGGCUAACGCCCGCGAGCGCUCGCGCAUGCACGGCCUCAACGACGCCCUGGACAACCUGCGGCGCGUCAUGCCCUGCUACUCCAAGACCCAGAAGCUGUCCAAGAUCGAGACGCUGCGGCUGGCCCGCAACUACAUCUGGGCCCUGUCGGAGGUGCUGGAGAGCGGCCAGUCCCUGGAGGCCCCGGGCUUCAUGGAGAUGCUGUGCAAGGGCCUGUCCCAGCCAACCAGCAACCUGGUGGCCGGCUGCCUGCAGCUGGGCCCCGCCCCGACGCCGUUCGACAACGCGGACGACGCGCGGGGGGGAGGUCCGGGGGCGCCCGGGGCGAUGGGGGCGGGGCAGCAGCGCCACCCCUUCAGCUACCCCUCCCCCGGCCUGCCCAGCCCGCCCUACGGCUCCCUGGACUCCUCCCACCUCGUGCACUUGAAGGGCUUCAAGGGCGGGGCUUACGAGAGCUCCUCCCCCAACGAGUGCAGCGCAGGCACGCCCCCCUACGACGGGCCCCUGACCCCGCCCCUCAGCAUCAGCGGCAACUUCGCCCUCAAGCAGGAACCCUCGCCUCACGACACGGACCGAGGUUACGCCCCACACCCCGCCCACUUCCUGUCCUCGCACCCCUACCCGCCUUCCUCCAUGGCGGGGCUGCCUGGGCCCCAGGGCCACGCUCUGUUUCAGGCGUCCCGCUUCGAGCUGCCCCUAGACAUGGCCUUCGACUCCUUCGCCCCGCCCCACAUGGUGGCAGCGCAGAUGGGUGCCAUCUACAGUGAGUGA